This is a messenger RNA of Dujonia railenensis, 2610 nucleotides long. The record is from the annotation of a GenBank genome assembly. Lineage: Eukaryota; Fungi; Ascomycota; Pichiomycetes; Serinales; Debaryomycetaceae.
AUGUCAAAUGGUUCUAAUUGGAGUUUCUCGCUAAGUCUGAGUGAAAGGUCCAAGCAGCAGCCCCAACAGCAACAGUCAAAGCAACCACAAGAUGCGCACCAAGCUCAUCAAGCCCAGAAGGCGAAACAAUCACCACAAGUAAAUCAGCAGUCCCACCAACAGCCAGCAGGCAGCAACCUUGGUGCUAUAACGGAAGCCUCGAGAGAAAACUCAGAGACGAGCAGCAGGAAAGCUAGUGUGGUAGAUGGUGCAGCCCCACUUAAUGAUGGCGGCGCGAAUAGAAGGAAAUCAAGCUGGUGGUUUUGGUCAGAAGAGGGCCAAGUGGAUGGAAUACAAGAAAAUGAUAAUGCAGAGGAGAAUGAAGAUCAAUCAAAUGUAGCACAGGAGCAGAUACUGGCAGAAGAUGCAAAUGAGAGCAAUGGUAAUGUCAAUGAUGAUAGUUUCUUCACAUAUCGUAGAAUGAGCUCGGUGAUCAGCUAUGUGUAUACGACUGGAAAGCUGGAGGGUGCAACAGAAACCUCGCCCUUAUUACUAAACGAAGCAAACAUUUCAAACAAUAAACAUCCUGAGACUGCUGAAAGCGAAGAAACUGAAGGCAGUGCAUGGUUCUCGUGGGUCUGGAACCCAUUCGGACCAGCUUCAAAUGGAGACGGGGAGCCUAACUUAGAUGAUGACUUGUUGAAGUCGGCCAAGGUUGCUAUUGAAGCGAAUAAAGACUCACUACACUAUGCCUUUAAGAACAAUAGAACACAGAUCGACUCUGCCUACGGAGAAUUGGCCGUAAGCCAUACUAAGACAGAAGUGCAACCUGUGCGAUACAAGUACAAAAAAGUUCCACUAAUUCCAAAUCAAGUCCAGGAACAGCAGUUAGCAGCUGCUCCGAAUAUAAUAGCUGCAGCUACAUCUGGUAAUCCUGCGACAAUCUUAGCACCACCUCAAUCUAAUACAUCUGCAACAGGGACGCCCAGAAAUGCGAAAAGUCUAAGCCCUCAAUUACCUCUGGCUAGUGCCUUUGAAAAAAUCGACAGCAUCAAGUUAAAUAAUGGGACUAGGUCAUCUUCCAAGCAGACAUCGCCUGUUCCUCUUUCAGCUCCCCAAUCCGAACAGCUUCAGACUCAAGUCUAUGCCCAAAAUAAUGGUCAAAAACAAGCAAUUUCUCAAGCUAAUGGGCACAGUCAAUUCAAUGGACAUGGACAUCAUCAUCAUGGUCAUGCAAGUAUUCUGGGCUCUUCUGCAUCCUCAAUCAGAUCUUCUCGCUCCCUUCUCUCAACUUACAGAAACCACCUAGUAGCUCCGACGGUAGAUGAGAAUUUCAGAACCCUAACUGUAAAAACCAAAGUAAGACUUGUUGGUGAGCAUAUCCUCUUCAAAGAUGAGACCAGCGAAGUUCAUUUAUACAAAUCUACACCUAAGAAUAUCGCAUUAAAGAAAACUUCCAAAAUCAAGAAAAUCGUGGUAAUUGGAGUACAUGGAUUCUUUCCUUUUAAGAUGGUAAAAGCACUAAUCGGAGAGUCUACAGGAAACUCCAUGAGAUUUACCAAUGAGGCUACCAAGGCAAUAUAUAAAUGGUUAGACAUCGAAGAAGAGCACGAUACAGACGAAGUUGAUAUUGCAACAAUUUCAUUAGAAGGUAAGGGUAAGAUAUCCGAAAGAGUAGACAAUCUAUACAAAUUACUACUAAAUUGGGAAGAUUUAAUUACCAGUUGUGAUUUCUUAUUCAUAAUUGGGCACUCUCAAGGAAGUGCAGUGGCGAUUCAUUUACUUUCAAAGUUGAUAUCAGAGAGUAUCGUACGGCCCAAAUUGCAAAAGGUUGGAUUGCUCAGUAUGUCAGGGAUACUACAGGGUCCUUUUACAGGGUUGGACAAUAAGAUUAUCAUAAGAGCAUAUACCCAAACAGAAAAUGAGAUUUUAAAUGAGUUAUUCGAAUUCCAAAAACCCGGAAGUAGCCAGCGACUCAGCUUAAAUGAAAGUCUAGAGACACUUAUAGAAAAUAAUGUGAAAAUCACCCUCUCGGGGUCAAUAGAUGACCAAUUGAUUCCAAUGUACCUGUCCUUGAGUAUAACUCUCAAGCAUCCAAAUAUUUUCAGAUGCAUCAAUGUCAGUGAAAAUUGUGAUUAUCCCAAUUUCAUUAUUGUCUUGAUUAAGAUAAUAUUAAUGUUGAUGAAUAUGGGACGCGGAGACCAUGGAUUACUUAUAGAGUUGAGUAAAAUAUGCAUGGGGACUACAUCUAAAGGUGGGCAUAGUAAGAUCUACCUUAAUAACGAAAUCUAUUUCAAUGCAAUCAAGCAUACAAUUGAAACUACCAGCUUAAAUCAUUGGAAGCCAUUGCAGUACACUGGCGGUACUUCGGGACCCAAUGGAUUUAAUUCUAUAUCCGAGAGUGUAAAUAGUGUCGGAGGUUCAGCUAUACCAAAUGUGUAUCUCUUGCCGUGGUGCAUUAGAGAGUUAUUAGAGGAAUUAGGACAAACGAAGCAUAUUAGAGGAGUUAGCUUAGCUAGAGAAUUGGUUUACGAGUACAAGAAUUGGGAGCCUACAACGAAAAAUUGGAAAGAAAUCAAGUUCUGCUUAGAAGCCUUGGAAGAAUUUGACAUAGAAGAGAUAUACAGCUAG